GAGCUGUGCUCUGCGCCGGCGGGAUGCUGCGGCCCGCCGGGCGGGGUGCGUGGCCAGAAGUGAGGGACCCCGGGCGGCGAGCGGGCGAGACAGACGGGCGCACGCAGGGGAGUCGCCACCCAGCCGCCGCUCCGACCGCGGCUGCUGGCGCUCGGACCCCGGAAGCAGCGGCCAGGGCGAGCCGCUGUACAGCUCGCCGGAGCCCCGACGGCCAGCAGCGGGCCCGGGCCCGAGGAGGCAAAGGAGGCAAAGGAGGCGGGCCACCUCGCCGGGCCGGGCCAUGGCGCUUGACUUCUUGGCUGGAUGCGCCGGGGGUGUGGCAGGUGUGCUUGUGGGACACCCGUUUGACACAGUCAAGUGGCUUUCCUGUAGCUGUUGGCUCUCACAGCCAGCCCUGCCCUGGAAUCUGAGGGUUCACAGGAAGCUUCUUGGCAGGUGCGGCUGCAGGUGCAGAGUGUGGAGAAGCCCCAAUACCGAGGGACGCUGCACUGUUUCCAGUCCAUCAUCAAGCAGGAGAGUGUGCUGGGUCUGUACAGAGGCCUGGGCUCACCACUCAUGGGGCUUACCUUCAUCAAUGCGCUGGUAUUUGGGGUACAAGGCAACACCCUCCGGGCCUUGGGCCAAGACUCACCACUCAACCAGUUCCUGGCAGGUGCAGCAGCAGGUGCCAUUCAGUGUGUCAUCUGCUGCCCCAUGGAGCUGGCCAAGACACGGCUGCAGCUGCAGAAUGUGGGCCCUGCCCGCACCUACAAGGGUUCCCUGGACUGCCUGGUGCAGAUCUACCGCCAGGAGGGCCUGUGUGGCGUCAACCGAGGCAUGGUGUCCACACUGCUGCGAGAGACACCCAGCUUUGGUGUCUACUUCCUCACCUACGAUGUGCUGACACGUGCUAUGGGCUGCGAGCCAGGUGACCGCCUGCUGGUGCCCAAGCUGCUGCUGGCGGGAGGUACAUCGGGCAUCACGUCCUGGCUUUCUACCUACCCUGUGGACGUGGUUAAAUCGAGACUGCAAGCUGAUGGGCUGCAAGGAGCCCCGCGCUACCAUGGCAUCAUCGACUGCGUGCGCCAGAGCUACCAGGCGGAGGGCUGGCGUGUCUUCACACGUGGGCUGACCUCCACCCUGCUGCGUGCCUUCCCUGUCAAUGCUGCCACCUUCGCCACUGUCACUGUGGUGCUCACUUACACUCGAGGCAAGGAAGCCCGGCCAGAGGGUGAGGCAGUGCCCGCAGCCCCUGCUGCCCCUGCAGGGCCCACCCUGGCCCAGCCUUCCAGUCUGUGAUGUCUGUUCCACCACCCUCUCCAGGGUCACUUUGCUAAAGCAAAUUGGCUGGUGGUGGUCACCACAGUCGAUCCUCCACUGGCCUCCAUUUUCCUAGCUGUGAAAUGAGGACUUUCUUGCAUGGUACAUUUGGGAUGGUCGGGGGCAAUGCCUGGCUAGACCUAGCCCUGUGCCUGGCUGAGUGUGUGUUCUGCAGCUGGAACUGCCACCCAACCUCUCCAGCCCUAGCACUCCCAGGGGUGUCUCCUGAGCCACCUGUAACAAGCUGGCCAAGGACCUGCCAAUUCCCCAUAGAUCCUCCACCCAACUAAGCACCUUGGGUACUGGUGCCCAGAGAUACUCCAGUACCUCUUGUCAUUUAGAGGCAGAGGGCAGCUUGGAGUUCUCCUGGCCUAGCACAGCCCCUCCUCACCUGUGUACCCAACAUCUCAGUGGCUGCCCCCAAACUGCAGGGGAUCCCAGGGUCCUGGCACCAAGCUUGUUGAGUCUCUCAUCAGUCUAGGGACCCAAUGGGGGACAGGCCAGUAGUGAAGGUCUGUAGUACAACAAUUCCUCUUACCUCUGGGUCUCAGGCUACCUGUUUGUAAAAUGGGGACUGACGGCCAGAAUGCCCCAUGGUGGAAAGAUGCAGUGUGGGAUCCACUCUCCAGAAAAUGGUGUUUUGCGGGGGCAGUCUCCUCCAUGCCUGUGCCUCUUGAAGCAGAGGUCUUAGUUACAGGCACAGUAUAGCCAGCUUGGGUCCUUCUGAGCACAGGACUAUGACAAGCACUCCUAGGAGGCAGACUGUUCAAACGGGGCAAGUCUUCAGCUCUCUAGGUGAAUGUUGCUGUUGUAUAUGAUCCUCUGAAGGAAUAAAGUUAUUGUUUUUCAAGUG
Nannospalax galili (Upper Galilee mountains blind mole rat) is the source of this 2152-nucleotide messenger RNA. RefSeq names its product solute carrier family 25 member 29 (gene Slc25a29). Gene Ontology annotation, molecular function: high-affinity L-arginine transmembrane transporter activity. Gene Ontology annotation, biological process: mitochondrial L-ornithine transmembrane transport. Bases 556 to 1278 code for a protein of 240 amino acids. The record is from RefSeq and is a predicted model, not a curated record. Gene Ontology annotation, cellular component: mitochondrion. Lineage: Eukaryota; Metazoa; Chordata; Mammalia; Rodentia; Spalacidae. The transcript has 4 exons.